Plasmodium gallinaceum is the source of this 1389-nucleotide messenger RNA. RefSeq names its product bifunctional polynucleotide phosphatase/kinase, putative (gene PNKP). Gene Ontology annotation, molecular function: double-stranded DNA binding; ATP-dependent polydeoxyribonucleotide 5'-hydroxyl-kinase activity; polynucleotide 3'-phosphatase activity. Gene Ontology annotation, biological process: DNA repair. Bases 1 to 1389 code for a protein of 462 amino acids. The record is from RefSeq and is a predicted model, not a curated record. Lineage: Eukaryota; Apicomplexa; Aconoidasida; Haemosporida; Plasmodiidae. The transcript has 2 exons.
AUGAAAAAAAGGAGCAUAUCUCAUUUUAAUUUACCUAAUAAAAAGUGGAAUAUAGUAGAAGAUAGUUUGUUAUAUCGUAUUGUUAAAGAUAAAGAAGAUACAAUUUAUAAAAAAAUAUAUUCAUUUGAUUUAGAUAACACAUUAAUUUUAUCACGGACAUAUUUUAAACCUGCUCAAAAUGAAUAUGACUAUAUUUUUUACUCAGAUAACGUUAUAGAAUUUUUAAAAAAAAAAUAUUCGGAAAAUUAUAAAAUAAUAAUUUUUUCUAAUCAAAAAGGGGUAAGUACUGGCAAGAUAAGUUUAUUAAAUAUUAUAAAUAGAUUUGAUAAUAUUAUUGACAAAAUAGGUAUACCUUUAGAAUGCUAUUUAGCUUUAAAAAAUGAUAAGUAUAGAAAACCAAGAAUAGGAAUGUAUAAUUUUGCUAAACAGAAUAACAACCAUGAAAUAGAAGAGAUAAUUUAUGUUGGAGAUAAUGCUAAUAGAAUCUACGAUGAUAAUUUUAAAAUGAUAUUUAUUAAUCAUUUAAAAUAUAUAUAUGCUAAAAAUAAUGUAAAAAUAAAUAUAGAUGAAAUUUAUAAAAAAUUAAAAAAGGACUAUACUGAUACUGAUCUGAAAUUUGCUUUAAAUAUAAAUGCAACUUUUUAUACACCUGAAGAAUUAUUUUUAAAUUUAAAAAAUGAUAUAUCAACUAAUUUUUCUUUUGAACCAAGAAAUUUAACUAAAAAUGUAGAAAAUAUAAAUGAAUUCCCUUACUUUAUAGAUCAAAAUAAAAAUGAAAAAAAAAAUGAAGAAAAAAAUGAAGAAAAAAAUGAAGAAAAAAUUGAUGAUAUUAUAGGAAAAGAAAAAAAAGAUAUAAUACCAGAAUUUACAAAAAAAAAUUCUAAAGAAAAUGAUUGUCAAAAGUUAAUUAUUUUAAUAGGACCUCCUGGUUGUGGAAAGACAUUUUUAUGCAAAAAUUAUUUUCCUUAUUUUAUUAAAAUUAGUACAAUCGAAUUAAAAACAAAAAGUAAAUGUCUAGAAGCUUUAAAGGAAAGUAUUAUUCAAGGGAAAAGUGUUAUAAUAGAUAAUGUUAAUAAAUCUGUAAAUGACAGACUAAUUUACAUUAAUGAAGCUAAAAAAAUAAAUAAAAAUAUAAAAAUUGAAGCUAUCUAUUUUAAUUACCCAAAAGAUUUAGUAUUUCAUUUAAAUGCUUUUAAAUUAAUUACAGAUAAAUUAAAUGAAAUUAAAGAUAUACCUACAAUUAGUAUUCAUGCUUUUUAUAAAUAUGUAGAAGAUCCAACACCAAAAGAAAACUAUGAUAAAAUAAUAAUCUUAAAUGAAAAAAAUUUUGUUCCAUCAAAAUUUGAAAAUGAAGAACAAAAAAGAUUGUUUUUUUUAUAUUUAAAUUAA